Molecule: messenger RNA, 990 nt
Organism: Symbiodinium sp. CCMP2456
Lineage: Eukaryota; Dinophyceae; Suessiales; Symbiodiniaceae
Source: the annotation of a GenBank genome assembly
AUGCAGAUCGACCCGGACACACACCAGAUGAUGCUGCAGCUGCUGCAGGGCCGCAGCAGCCAAGAGGUCCUUCGGCUCCUGAAGACCUCAGUCGAGCAGGAAAUCUUGGUGCAGUUGCGCAUUCUGAUGCACGACCUCUGCUGCGUCCUCAAGAUCGACCUCGAUACUCCUGCCAACGACUGCCUGGCCAUCAGUUCCGCUGCACAUGUAACUGAUACUCUGAAAGAGGCUGUUUCAAAAGAGAACUCCACAGGCGCUGGUUUUGAGAAGGCUUCCACAUGUUCCCAUGUCCUUCUCAUGCGGUGGUAUUUGGAUGAUGACAACGCCAUCAACCUCGCCAAGCUCGACUCCUUCACGACCAAGAUUGCUCCAAGGCUUGCAAUGGAGGCUUUGAGAAAGAAGCUGGAAAUUCGACGCCAAAAGCGGCAGGGGAAGCCGACCGACAAGCAGCUCAAGGUGGCACAUGCUUUGUCCUUUCAGGGGAAGGGGUCAGGAGAUGUUUCCGCCUACGCCUAUAGAAUCUUGCAUCAAGUUCCUUCGUCUGUGAUGGCCAGCUGUGGCACUGCCUGCAAGGCGGCACGCUGGUUUGCAGAUCUUCGGCACAUCGAGACACAGGCGCUGACACCUCCGCCGUGGUUGAUCCAGUCUCCCAGCACCAGCUUGGAGCAUCGCGAUGGCAACAUAUUUCUAGAAGGCCGCCAAGACUGGAGUGGAAGAAGUGUUCCACCAGAGGGCGGCUACAGUCCAGGUCUCACCCCGUUUUACUUAUCUUAUGACCGCUUCUUUGGGCCCUGCAAGUUAGAUCCCGGCACCCUUAUCCAUAAACACCAUGGACAAAGUUGCUUACGGACGGUGCUCCGAGAGAUUCAUCGGACCUUGCUUGACUCGCCAGCGAAGUCCAGCUUCAAAAUAGUCUGGAUGGUAGGAGUGGACUCGGAUUUUGUGUGCAGUUCAGGUCAUCUCAGGGGUGCAGUCGGUUUUCUGGCCUGA